This is a messenger RNA of Gossypium raimondii (Peruvian cotton), 2416 nucleotides long. RefSeq lists its product as hypothetical. Gene Ontology annotation, biological process: positive regulation of ERAD pathway; response to endoplasmic reticulum stress. Gene Ontology annotation, cellular component: endoplasmic reticulum. NCBI's taxonomy places the organism in Eukaryota, Viridiplantae, Streptophyta, Magnoliopsida, Malvales, Malvaceae. The transcript is spliced from 14 exons. The record is from RefSeq and is a predicted model, not a curated record. Bases 148 to 2178 code for a protein of 676 amino acids.
AUUUUCAAUAUCAGACAGCUAUUGUAAGAUAAACCCACAAAAUUUUCCCAGAAAGAGAAAAGAGGAAAAAAAAAUGAAAGGUCGUUUAAUCUGAAAGUUGUGGAAUAUAGUUGAUUGGGAGAUUAAGAAAAAAAAAAUUGAAAAAAAAUGGAUCCAGAGCAAACAUUUAUGAGGGUUCAAGGGAGAUUUUCUCAGAUAUUAACCCCAAGAGUUAGGGUAGCGUUGGAGUAUAUCUAUCUCUUCAUUGCUAUUACUUCCUUUUGUAUUCUUGUUACCAUGCAUGCAAAUUAUGUUCAACAGCCUGGAUGUUCGAGUGAGCUCUCUGGAAUUGAUUCAAAUGAAGUACAACUUAUUCAGAUUAAGAUAACCAGUGCUGGCUUGUGGUCAAGAAAUGAGUCUGAAACCGUUACUAUAGAUAACCCUGAUUUAAAAACCGCAACUGAAAAUGUAGAAGUUGCAAGUGUUGUUGAUGAAGGGUUGAUGUUCUUGGAUGCCAAGUUUUGGUUGAACUGGUUUGAUUCAGGCGCUAGGAAGGGGAAAUCAGCAUGGAAGUUCUGGAAUACUGAUGGUGAUCUUAUUAAGCAACAUGCAGAAAGCUCUACCAAUGGUGAAAUCUCUAAGCCAAAUAUCGACAGUGUUGUUGCUAAAAUCGAUAAUGAGGAGACACGUAACGGUUUCUCUUUAUCAGCAAAACAGACAUUUAAAGCAGCUGUUGUGCACUUUGGCAAAAAGUGGUACAGACGUUUAUCUUUUAUUUGGAGACAUGCAGUUCAAAUCUUUGCAAGUUUCCAUAAGUUGUUGAACAUAACAGGUUUACAUCUAAAUCUUGAUGUUCCUAAAUGGUUGCGUAUACUUCACUUCGACAAGCUUAACUCAUAUGCAGUGCACUGGCUUGAGAGAAGAAGUAAAGCAUUUGAACCAACUUAUCUCUAUUCUUUGGAAAAGGGUUACUUCUUGCUGCCUGAAGCAGCUAAGUCACAGCAUAACAUCCGUACUGUUAAUAUUAGCUUAUCAGCUCGACAUCCCUGUUUUGGGAACAGGUGGCAGCAACUUCUCAUCAAUAGAUUUGUCGGGUAUGACACUAUUAUGAUGAAUAGCUUAUUGCAUAAGCCUGGCCUAGGUUAUCUUUAUAACUUUCAGACGAAGGAGUUCUAUAAUCUUAGUUAUGCGCAAGAAUUGCCUGGUAGUUCUGCAAGACUUGGAGACUACCUUGUCACCAAGUGCGGUGUGCUCAUGAUGUCUUUCUUUGUAUUUUUCACAACCACCAUGUCGGUAUCAUUUACAUUGAGGGAAACUCAGACUCGCAUGCUUAAGUUCACAGUGCAGCUUCAACACCAUGCUCGACAUAGGCUUCCAACAUUUCAGUUGAUAUUUGUGCAUGUAAUUGAAUCGCUUGUAUUUGUACCGAUUAUGAUUGGCAUCCUCUUUUUUCUGUUUGAGUUCUACGAUGAUCAACUAUUGGCUUUCAUGGUUUUAAUUCUUGUCUGGAUAUGUGAACUUUUUAUACUGAUCAGUGUUCGGACACCAAUAUCAAUGAAGUUUUUUCCUCGAUUCUUUUCGCUCUACUUUCUGGUUUUUCACAUUUACUUCUUCUCCUAUGCAUAUGGUUUUUCGUAUUUGGCUCUCUCUACUGCUGCCGCAUUCAUGCAGCACCUUAUUCUGUACUUUUGGAAUCGUUUUGAGGUACCAGCAGUUCAAAGGUUUAUGCAAAACCGGCGAUCUCAGCUUCAGCAGCAUCCGGACUUCCAUAUCACUUCUUCGACUAUACUUGCAUCUACUCUACACAUUCGAAGAUUAAACACCCGGAAUCCGGGCCUAGCUAAUACAGAUCCUUCCUCCGGGCUGGGGUCGAGAACCGUAUCUGAUCAAGCAAUGCCAGCAAAUGUAGCCGGAGAAGCUACUGGCCCUCAAGGAAAUGCGGGAAACAACAAUGUGGGCCGGAGUGUUGACCCUGUGCAGAUUUCCGGACAAGGACAACCUGAGCUACCGCAAGCCGAAGCUGGUUCUAAUCCUGGGACUAUGAGUUCAUUCAGUUCAUUGUUAUUAUGGAUCUUGGGAGGUGCUUCAUCUGAAGGUCUCAAUUCAUUUCUUUCCAUGUUCCGGGACGUGAGAGAACAAGGGCGGGUUUAUACCAACUCUCCUAGGCAUGAAGAUCGUGCGACGCAGAAUGUCCAAUAGCCCUGAGCAGACCGAGUGGCACACUCAAAAACAAAAUGAAGAUUUUAGUAUUAGAUGUUUGUAUAGCUAAUAUUUCUAGUCAUCUAUAUAGCAAAGAUGAAACAAUGCAUAAAGAUACACAUGUGAUAUAUGGUACAAACCAAUGCUUUAAAGUGUAUAGAUAAAAAAAGAAAACACUUUGAAUAUUCAUUGAGAGAAAUUUAAAAAUGAAAUGACAAUAUUGACAUUGAUAUCAAAA